This is a messenger RNA of Caenorhabditis elegans, 994 nucleotides long. It is a transcript of the gene scrm-4, whose product is annotated as Phospholipid scramblase. The transcript is spliced from 6 exons. Gene Ontology annotation, molecular function: phospholipid scramblase activity. The coding region runs from base 78 to 860 and encodes 260 amino acids. The record is from RefSeq and is marked reviewed. Gene Ontology annotation, biological process: plasma membrane phospholipid scrambling. Lineage: Eukaryota; Metazoa; Nematoda; Chromadorea; Rhabditida; Rhabditidae.
AUAAUUUUUAUUUUCUUUCAGUUCAGCCCCUUUACAAUCAACUUUCUACAAAAACCCCAUACUUAUUCAGAAACACAAUGGAAUUACCCAUAAUAUCUCAGCAACCCUUAAUACCAGAACAACCCCCGACGACAGUUCUACAACUGCUCACAAGUUUGAGCAAAGUCGAGGUGCAUGAAAUCAUGCAACCUGUGGAGAUUUUGGCGGAUUGGGGGACCGCAAAACGAUACCAGAUUAGAAAUGAAAAUGGAGAACAGUGUUAUGAUGUGCUCGAAGAGUCCGAUGGUAGUGAAAGAAGGUUCUGUGGUUCACAACGUGGAUUUGUAAUGCAUAUUAACAAUGCAUUGAAAGCGGAAGUUCUGACCGUCAAGCGUGAGUUCCGAUGUUGUGGAGGCUGCUGCUAUGGCUGUUGUGCAUGUGUCGGUUGCUGUCAGCACGAUUGCGUCGUUGAAUCCCCAACUCUGGGGACGCUAGGUACUAUUCGCCAGCGGUUUGGAUUUCUGACUACUAGUUUUGACGUUAUGGAUGGAAAAGGGGCCCGAAUCUUCCGAAUUGAGAUUCCAUUCUGGAAGUUGAUGGGAUUUCAGGAUAAGGAGUUUUCGAUCAAAAACAUCGAUGAUGGCACAGAAAUUGGCAAGAUCAUCAGAAAGACGGCACGUUUGGCUGGCGAACCCAUCGUUUUCAAAAAAUAUACAAUAAAUUUUCCUACCGACCUGGAUGUGAAGCUCAAAGCAGUACUGAUGGGAGCAACAUUUUUGAUUGUGAAUAACUUUCUGGAGUUCCAACAAAUCCACGAUGUCGACGAAUCCACGAUCGGUUGUGGAGGUUCAUCGUAUGUCCGGUGCUGCCCCAUUUGUUAGUCACAAACAUUCUGCCUGCAAUUGUUUUUUUUUCUAUUUUUUUUACUUAAAAAUGUUGAAAUUCAAACUUUUUAUUAUUUUGUUUUUUUAUUUUAGUAAAAUCAAUAAAAAAAUGUUCUAGCACCAUCGGAAAU